Molecule: messenger RNA, 705 nt
Organism: Dracunculus medinensis (Guinea worm)
Lineage: Eukaryota; Metazoa; Nematoda; Chromadorea; Rhabditida; Dracunculidae
Source: the annotation of a GenBank genome assembly
AUGGAUGAAUUUAUUAACCUUCAGCUGUUCCUUGCUCUAACGAUGUUUUUGACGACAAUAAUUGCAGGUUUAGCGCCUAUAAAGCUAUUAACUUCUAUUAAAAGGAAUAAAGAAGGAAAUAAGACAUCGAGCUUUUUGUCACUUCUAUCAUGUUUCGCUGGAGGAGUUUUCCUUGCUACUUGUUUUCUCGAUCUUCAACCUCAUGUGAACAUGAAAUUUCGCAAAUUUAACGAGCAAUGGAAUUUAAAAAUCAAAUAUCCAUUACCAGAUCUUUUGGUAUGCAUCGGAUUUUUUGCUGUUUAUUUACUUGAAGAAAUAUUUGUUCGCCUCUUCUCGACGAUAAACAACACCGGGGGAUCGAGUGAACAAAUAAAAUCGAAACGAUGCUCCUUGGAAAUUAAUAAAGGAAAAGAAGUGGGAAUCUUGCAAUCAAUUACAUUUACAGUAGCGAUGUCGUUUCAUUCUAUUCUCGAAGGUAUAGCGCUUGGUGUUCAGGAUGAUAAAGCUGGAAUAUUAACUUUAUUCUUUUCAUUGUUUAUCCACAAAGGAAUCGAAUCGUUCACUGUUGGACUACAAAUAUCGAAAUCCAAUCCUGAAAAAAUAAAAAUGGUCACCAUUAUUGCAAUAAUCUAUUCUUUCAUGACACCAAUGGGAUCUCUAGCAGGUGUUUUCAUAAGGGUAAUUUAUUGCUUUUCCCAAACGUAA